Soboliphyme baturini is the source of this 888-nucleotide messenger RNA. The record is from the annotation of a GenBank genome assembly. Lineage: Eukaryota; Metazoa; Nematoda; Enoplea; Dioctophymatida; Soboliphymatidae.
AUGCAUCGCUCGUAUUCAGAUCGAUCACAGAAAUAUGGAUUUCAAAUAAUUGGUGAAAAUAUAUGGUGGAGCAACGAGCCGUACUUGAGAGCCAAUCUCAGAUCUAUAAUCAGGGAUUUGUACAGUGAAAGAUUGGUCUACUCUUACAGUACCAAUCAGUGCGCUGCAGGCUACCAAUGUGGACACUAUACUCAGAUUGUCUCGGCUGAAGCAUGCGCUGUUGGCUGCGCUGCCGCUUACUGUCCAUAUAUCUACUACGGCAGGCGAGUCCCGUCGGGUACUUUUUUCGUGUGCAACUAUGGGCCAGGCGUCAGCGACUUCCGGUCAAGACCUUACAGGUUUGGUCCGCGGUGCAGCGAAUGUCCUUCAGCCUGCCGGAAUGGACUGUGUGGUGAGUGCGUUGAGGCGCGUGAGGAGCUGUGCCAGCCGGUCUCUGUUUCAAAGCCGCGCUAUCCUACCCAGUGGACGUCCGAGGAGCCCCAGGUAAACGCGAACGUGGUUCACGAACAGGAAACCUCGUCGGGCGGCUCUGAGGUCGUUCAUCACCGACGACUGGCGGUCAGAGCCAACAAUGUGACCGCCCGGGCAACAGGUGCUCCGAGCAGGCAUCACUCAAGUUGCACUGACGUUUGGCCGCAGUGUCCUCACUGGGCGUCGAUCAACGAAUGCCAGCGGUUGCCAGAUUACAUGCGUAGGAUGUGUCCCAUUUCUUGCAACUUCUCCUGUGACAGUGGAGUCGCAACUCAGGACACCGCAUUAUUCCCGACCCUCAAACCGGCUCAGCGUUGCGAAUGCUAUUCAAGACCUCGUAAUGCAGUAGGCGAGUGCGCGGAAGACGUUACUGUGAAAGGAGUUACUCAGAGCUGCCAAACCAGAGGACCUCAUUAA